Molecule: messenger RNA, 991 nt
Organism: Ananas comosus (pineapple)
Lineage: Eukaryota; Viridiplantae; Streptophyta; Magnoliopsida; Poales; Bromeliaceae
Exons: 1
Coding region: 51-869 (272 amino acids)
Cellular component (GO): plastid
Source: RefSeq, a predicted model, not a curated record
CCCAAUUCCCCCUUUUCCUCCUCCUCCUCGUCGUCCUCACCAAGACACCAAUGCAUCUCCUCCACCUCCACCUCCCCUUCUCCCACCUCCUCCGCCCCGCUCGUGCCCUCUCCUCCUCCUCCUCUUCCGAGGGCUCCCUCCCUCCCGCGCGCGACCGCGUCGUCGACUUCGGGCGCCACAGGGGGCGGCGCCUCGGCUCGCUCCCCUCUUCCUACCUCCGCUGGGUCGCCUCCACCCUCCGCGCCCGCGACUCCGAGCCCUGGGCCCGCCUCGCCGACCAGGUCCUCGCCGACCCCGUCUACCGCGACCGCCUCGAGUGGGAGCACGCCGCGCGCCUCCUCUCCGGCGACGCCCUCGGAGCCUCCUCCUUUUCCCCCUCCGGCCCCGGCGGCGGCGUCGUCGCAGAGCUCCGCGACGUCGCCGAGCGCUUCGGGUGGGACUACGACGACAGGGAGGGGUGGGCGCGCGUCGAUUUCCAGCUCCUCGGCACCUCCUUCGGGGGGCGGAUCCCCCGAGCCCGAAGGGGAUUGGGCGGAGCAAAAGGUAGGAUUUUGGAGGCGGAGGAGGAGGAGGAGGGGGUGGCUGUGCCGAUGGUGAGGGAGAAGAGAGAGGAGAGGAGGGAGAGGAGGAGGGCGAAGAGAGAGAAGCAAAUGGAGACGGUGAGGAGAGAGGUGGGAGUAGUAGCAGAAGAAGCAGAGAAUGAGAGUAGUAGUAGCAGCAGCAGCAGUAGUAAUGGUGGUUUUGUGAAGGAGAAGAAGAGAGAGAGUUUACUAGGGAAUGGUAAUGGGAAUUUGUCGUGUAAUAAUCCUUUCCCGGGGCGAGGGGCUCUUCUCGAUAUGAUCAAGAAGAGGCAGGGGAGAUUGAUUUGAUCUGAUUUGAUUUUGUUUCCCGUUUUGAUGUUUAGUAUGUUGCUGAUACAACAUCAAUUGUUACAAGCUUGUUUAGCAAUGGAAAUGAUGAAUCACAUAAAUGUUUAGUUGAAAAGACCUCA